Darwinula stevensoni is the source of this 387-nucleotide messenger RNA. NCBI's taxonomy places the organism in Eukaryota, Metazoa, Arthropoda, Ostracoda, Podocopida, Darwinulidae. The record is from the annotation of a GenBank genome assembly.
CGCACUAUUCCGAAAGACCAACCAGAAACGUAUUAAAACCGCCAGUCGACAGCAGAUAGCACCACUGAGAACAUUCUCCACACGAUCAUCAUGAAGUUCGUCUUUGUUUGCCUCCUCGUCUCCCUCCUUGUCCUCGUCGUCGCCCAGGGGAGAAGUCUUGACGACAGCUUCGAGUCGGUGGACUUCGAGGAUGGAAGUGCUGAGAAUAGAUCCUUCGAGGAGCUGGCGGAUUUCGAUCUGCCUCAACCAGAGCUGAGGCUCGCUGACAGGCAUGGAAGGGGCAGACAUGGGUCGAGAAGACCAAGGACAUCAACAGCUGCAGCGGGACGCUAGUGCUCGUGUUCCACGAAAAUCAAACCAAUGAAUAAUAAAAUGCUUUGAUACAUG